GCCCGAUAUUUCCUUUUCUGUAUUAGUGAUUGCCAUCGGGAACACGGUCGAUCUGUCAUCCUUUGCCAUGAUAUAAAAGGAGCGCAUUGCAGUUGCAAAUUCCAUCAUCAACAACCAACCAAACACCCCUUCCUUUCCUUUCCCUUCUCUUUCAUUUCAAUUUCCUGUCAUGAAACUGUCUAGCACCAAAUUCAUUGGAGUAGCUGGUUCUAUUCUCCUUGCCCUUUCCGGAGCCCAAGCUGCCUUCCCUGAUGGUCACAACGUAGUCUCUUACUGGGGUCAGAAUUCUGCUGGUGGCGGCAGUACGCAAGACCAGUUGGCAUCCUACUGUGAUGAUUCAUCCGACGUUCUGAUCAUGUCCUUUUUGACCGAUUACAACGUCGGCUCUCUUCCUUCGCUGAAUCUUGCCAAUGCCUGUGUCGGAACGAACUUCCCUGGUACCAAUCUGCUCAAGUGCGAUAAAGUUGGUGAAGAUAUCAAAAAAUGCCAGAAGAAGGGCAAGAAGGUCCUUUUGUCGCUUGGAGGUGCCUCUGGCGCUUACGGUUUCAAGUCCGAUGCCGAAGGCAAGACCUUUGCAAAGACGUUGUGGGACAUCUUUGGUGGAGGUGACAGCGAUACGCGUCCUUUCGGUGACGCUGUUGUCGAUGGUUUCGAUCUCGAUAUUGAAGGCGGCGGUGGCACUGGUUACGUCGCUUUGAUCAAGGAGCUUCGCAGCUUAUUUGCCAAAGAUUCUUCCAAGGAUUACUAUAUUACUGCGGCCCCUCAAUGUCCCUUCCCCGAUGCAAUGCUCGGUACGGUGAUUGAUGAAGCAGGCGUCGAUGCUGUCAAUGUUCAAUUCUACAACAACUACUGCUCAACUGCCAGUUCCAGCUUUAACUUUGACACCUGGGAUAACUGGGCAAAGACCAAGUCUCCCAAUAAGGACGUCAAGGUGUUCAUUGGUAUUCCCGGUUCGUCCAGCGCUGCUGGUAGCGGUUAUGUCGCCUUUGAGCAACUCAAGGACAUUGUCAAGUCGGUUGCCUCGACUUAUUCCAGCUAUGGCGGCGUCAGUAUUUGGGACGCUUCUCAAUCCUACGGCAAUACCGAAGUUUCACCCAACUACGCUGCGGCCGUUGCCAAACUCGUCAAAGAAGGAUCUUCAAGCUCUGGAUCGGAUGAAGACAGUGGCAGCAAUGACAAUGACAAUGACAGCAGUGACAAUGACAGCAACGAUGACGACUCUACCUCAAGCUCGUCCAGCAAGCCAACCCCCACUACGGAUUCUCCCCAUAAUGCUGUGGUCACAUCAAAGAGCCUCACUGCUACAUCCACCAAGGCAUCCCAAUCUUCUCAGCCGACAUCUUCUGCUGGCGAUGAUAAAGACGAUAGCAACGAUGGCAGCGACAGCAACGACAACGACAACGCCAACGCCAACGCCAACGACAGUGACAGUGACAACGACAACAGCGAUCCCUCUUGCGUCAAGGACGGUGAUUCCUGCUCCAACGAAGGACAGUACGUCUGUACUGGCAAGCAAUUUGCUGUGUGCAACCAUGGUGAAUGGAUGGUUCAAUCAUGCCGCUCUGGUCAGGUCUGCUUCAGUACCACGGACAAGACUUCCAUUUAUUGCGCUCCUGGAACCGGAGCUUCCGAUACCUGCUCGGCCAAAUCUCCCAAGAAAGCUGGCUUGACUACGCUGGCCAAGCCCGAGGGUGCUGUGGCUCGUCCUUUCAAGUCUUCCCGCGUUACUUCCGGUCUUUCGGUUACCAAGUCGGACGAAAAGAGUUUCGAAGCUUUGAUCAACGCUCGCAAGAUGGACAUCAAGCCUUUCAAGGGUAGCGUAAUGGUUCAGUUCACCGCUCCUCCCAAUAUCAAGGUCACCCAUGCUGAGAACGGCAAGGUCAAGCAAAACGGUCAGAACGUCAAGAUUCAGCUCAAGAACCCCAAGAAGAAGAGCAUGUCCCUCGUUUUCUCCAUCAAGGGUUCCGUUCAUGAUGGCGUAUUCACUGCUCCCGAUGCUAAGAGCAUGAAGUUUGGUGCUUAGAUUUUUUUUCUUCUUCUUCCGUCUGGCACGGCUCAAUAAAAACAAUUAUUGUGGAGAAAAGCUUCUUCACAUCUUUCAUUUAUCCUUU
This is a messenger RNA of Radiomyces spectabilis, 2111 nucleotides long. RefSeq names its product glycoside hydrolase superfamily. Lineage: Eukaryota; Fungi; Mucoromycota; Mucoromycetes; Mucorales; Radiomycetaceae. Gene Ontology annotation, cellular component: extracellular region. The transcript has 4 exons. The record is from RefSeq and is a predicted model, not a curated record. Gene Ontology annotation, molecular function: chitinase activity; chitin binding. Bases 170 to 2023 code for a protein of 617 amino acids. Gene Ontology annotation, biological process: chitin catabolic process; carbohydrate metabolic process.